UUGUAUAUUUGUUCAAUCAGGUCGUUUUCAUGCAUUUGAGAAGGCUCAUAAAAUGGAUCUAAUGUCACUUGGACGUGGUGUUCGUCAAUUCAAAACAUAUCUGCUGCAUAGACUGGAAAGGGAAGAAAUGGAAACAAAACCUCAGCUUGCAAAAAAUGAUCCCAGGGAAAUACAAAAGUUCUAUCAGAUGUUCUAUGAACAAAACAUCAGGGACAGCGAUGAUAGGAAAAAACCGGAGGAGAUGGCCAAGAUCUAUCAGAUCGCUUCGGUGUUAUAUGAUGUUGCAAAAACUGUGGUGCCUAAUGAGAAAGUUGAAGAACAGAUAAACGAUUAUGCUAGAGAAGUUGAGAUGAAAAAGAAGCAGUAUGUACACUACAACAUUCUUCCAUUGUAUGCAACUGGAGCUACAACAGGAGCUAAGCCUGCAAUAAUGGAACUUCCAGAGAUCAAAGCCUCGAUUAGUGCUUUAUGUAAGGUGGAAACCCUUCCAAAUCCCAGAGCUCUACCUAAUGAGCCCGACAACAGGGAAAUAGCCAUCCAUGAUCUUCUUGAUUGGCUUUGGCUAGCUUUUGGGUUUCAAAAAGGAAAUGUUGCAAAUCAGAGGGAACACUUGAUAUUAUUGCUUGCAAAUGCUGAUUCAAGGCGUAGGGAAGAAGAAGAAUUUGAUCAGCUGGACAAUAGAACUGUCGAGGAUUUGAUGCGGAAAAUCUUAAAAAAUUAUUUCUCAUGGUGUAAUUACUUGCAUUGUAAACAGAAUAUCAACAUCCCAGAAAAUGCUGCUGACAGACAACAAUUACAGCUCCUUUAUAUUGGACUGUAUCUUCUUAUUUGGGGCGAAGCUUCAAAUAUUCGAUUUAUGCCAGAAUGUAUUUGCUACAUCUUCCACAAUAUGGCAAAAGAGCUAGAUGGAAUUCUGCGCAGCAAUGUGCAUUUAGUUAGUGGAGGUACAAUUCAACCAGCACACCAGGGUGCGGAUGCAUUUCUGCGUGAAGUUGUGACACCAAUUUACCAGGUCUUGCGCAAGGAAGCCAAGAGAAACAAAGGAGGCAAAGCAAGACACUCAAAGUGGAGAAAUUAUGAUGAUCUAAAUGAAUAUUUUUGGUCAGAUAAAUGUUUUAAGUUGGGGUGGCCAAUGGAUCGUAAAGCAGACUUUUUUGUGCAUUCUGAUGAGAUACAUCCUAGAAAUGAGAGACCUAACAAUGUCACUACUGGAAAGAGAAAGCCAAAGACAAAUUUUGUUGAAGUCCGAACAUUUUGGCAUCUGUUUAGAAGUUUUGACCGAAUGUGGAUAUUCUUUAUAUUGGCUUUCCAGGCUAUGGUAAUAGUUGCAUGGAGUGCUGGAGGAUCACUCUACGCUCUUUUUGAUGCUGACGUGUUUAGAAAUGUUAUGAGCAUUUUUAUCACCUACUCUAUACUGAAUUUCUUGCAAGCUACUCUGGAUAUCAUUCUUAGUUGUAGAGCUUGGGGAAGCUUGAAAUUUACCCAAAUUGUUCGGUAUCUCGUGAAAUUCGCAGCUGCAGCUGUAUGGGUAGUAAUCUUUCCAAUAGGCUAUUCCAGCUCUGUGCAGAAUCCGACAGGACUUGUCAGAUUCUUUAGUGAUUGGAUUAGUAAUUGGAAAAGCCAGUCCUUCUUUAAUUUUUCGGUUGCAAUUUAUAUGGUGCCCAAUAUAUUGGCUGCAAUAUUAUUCGUUCUUCCACCUUUACGGAGACAAUUGGAGCGUUCAAAUUGGCGCAUUAUUGUACUUUUUAUGUGGUGGGCUCAGCCAAAGCUGUAUGUGGGAAGGGGCAUGCAUGAGGACUUGUUCUCACUACUCAGAUAUACUCUGUUUUGGAUCCUUCUGCUGAUCAGCAAGUUAGCAUUCAGCUACUAUGUUGAGAUAUUACCUUUAAUUGGACCAACAAAGCUGAUCAUGGGGUUGAGAGUUACUACUUACACAUGGCAUGAGUUUUUUCCAAAUGUAAGGUAUAAUAUUGGUGUUAUUAUUUCCAUGUGGGCACCAAUUGUUCUGGUGUAUUUCAUGGAUGCACAGAUAUGGUAUGCUAUUUUCUCCACCAUAUUUGGUGGUAUCCAUGGAGCCUUCAGCCAUUUGGGUGAGAUACGGACUCUUGGGAUGUUGCGCUCCAGAUUUGAUGCCGUUCCAGAGGCUUUCACUGAACGUCUUGUGCCAUUGCAAAACGAGGAAGGCAAAAAGAGCUACUUGGAUGAGUCAUUAGAAAGAAGGAAUAUAGCAAAGUUUUCUCAGGUGUGGAAUUUGAUCAUCAAUUGUAUGCGUGAGGAGGACUUAAUCAGUAACCGGGAGAGGGACCUGCUUCUUGUACCAUAUUCUUCAAUUGUUAUAUCUGUUGUCCAGUGGCCACCUUUUCUUCUAGCGAGUAAAAUACCUAUAGCAUUGGACAUGGCGAAAGAUUUCAAAGGGAAGUCAGACACUGAUUUAUUUAAAAAGAUUAAAAAUGAUGAGUACAUGCACUCAGCAGUGAUUGAAUGCUAUGAAGCACUCAGAGAUAUACUGUAUGGCCUUUUGGAAGAUGAAGAGGAUAAAUUGGUCGUCAAACACAUAUGUGAUGAAUUAGUUACUAGCAUAAAGGACCAUAGAUUCUUGAAUGAAUUCAGGAUGAGUGAACUGCCUAAUCUCAGCUCUAAGUUGGAAAGACUAUUAAUUCAAUUGAAAGCUGAUCUAGACAACGUUGAGUCAUCUAGGACCCAAAUAAUCAAUGUCCUCCAGGAUAUUAUGGAGAUUAUUACAGAGGAUGUUAUGGUUAAUGGACAUAAAAUCAUGGAAAAAGCUCAUGGAGGCAAAAAGGAUAAUGAUGCAAAAGAACAAAAAUUUGGAAAAAUAAACUUCCGAUUAAUGCAAAAUAGUUCUUGGAUGGAGAAGGUUGUUAGGCUUCACUUGCUUUUGACUGUUAAGGAAUCUGCAAUUAACGUGCCCAUGAAUUUGGAAGCACGCCGCCGCAUCACCUUCUUUGCCAACUCCUUAUUGAUGAAAAUGCCAAUAGCUCCAAAGGUCCGAAAGAUGCUAUCUUUCAGUGUCUUGACUCCAUAUUACAGAGAAGAUGUUCUCUAUUCUGACGAUGAACUUAACAAAGAAAAUGAGGAUGGAAUAUCAAUUUUGUUUUACCUACAGAAGAUAUAUCCUGAUGAAUGGAGCAAUUUUCUGGAACGUCGUAAUGAUGAGAAGGAUGCUAAUGCAAAGGCAGAUUUAACUCCUCAAUGGGUAUCUUACAGAGGCCAGACACUUUCUAGAACAGUGAGAGGGAUGAUGUAUUAUAGGCAGGCACUUGAACUUCAAUGCUUCUUGGAUACGGCAAAGGACACAGCCAUUUUUGAUGGUUACAGGACUGUCAAUUCAAACCAUAAGGAGCAAACACCUUUUUCUGCCCAUUCACAAGCUGUUGCAGAUAUGAAGUUCACCUAUGUUGUAUCAUGUCAGAUCUAUGGCCAACAGAAAAAAUCCAGUGAUGCUCGUGACCGCAGCUGUUACCAGAACAUUUUGAAUCUCAUGUUACAGUAUCCAUCAUUGCGUGUUGCUUACAUAGAUGAGAGAGAGGAGUCUGUUAAUGGGAAAACUGAGAAGUUUUAUUACUCUGUCCUUCUCAAGGGAGGGGAUAAAUAUGAUGAGGAAAUUUACCGCAUCAAGCUCCCUGGUCCUCCAACAGCUAUUGGUGAAGGGAAGCCUGAAAAUCAAAAUCAUGCCAUAAUUUUCACUCGUGGAGAAGCACUUCAGACCAUAGACAUGAAUCAGGAUAACUACCUCGAGGAGGCUUUGAAAAUGAGAAAUGUCUUGGAGGAGUUUUUGAAAGAUCACCAUGGGCAACGAAAGCCCACAAUUUUGGGUCUUCGGGAGCAUAUCUUUACUGGAAGCGUUUCAUCACUUGCUUGGUUCAUGUCCAAUCAGGAGACUAGUUUUGUUACUAUUGGGCAACGAACUUUGGCAAACCCUCUUAGGGUCCGGUUCCAUUAUGGUCAUCCUGACAUAUUUGAUAGAAUCUUUCACCUGACAAGAGGUGGCAUAAGCAAAGCUUCAAAGACAAUUAACUUGAGUGAAGAUAUAUUUUCAGGAUUUAAUUCAACUCUACGUGGGGGAUAUGUAACUCACCAUGAAUAUAUCCAAGUUGGAAAGGGGCGUGAUGUGGGAAUGAAUCAAAUUUCACUUUUCGAGGCCAAGGUAGCAAAUGGAAAUGGAGAGCAAACACUGAGCCGUGAUGUUUACCGGCUAGGACGUCGUUUUGACUUCUAUAGAAUGCUGUCAUUCUACUUUACCACAGUUGGUUUCUACUUCAGUAGCAUGGUAACUGUGAUUAUUGUGUAUGUGUUCCUAUAUGGGCGUCUAUAUAUGGUAUUGAGUGGCUUGGAAAGGUCUAUUCUUUUAAAUGUCCAGCAGAGUAAAUCGCUUGAAGCGGCACUGGCUACCCCGUCUGUCUAUCAGCUGGGCUUGUUGCUUGUGCUGCCCAUGGUAAUGGAAAUUGGCCUGGAAAGAGGGUUCCGCAGGGCACUCGGUGAUUUCGUAAUCAUGCAGCUUCAACUAGCAUCUGUGUUUUUUACCUUUCAUCUUGGAACAAAAUCUCAUUAUUAUGGGAGGACAAUAUUGCAUGGAGGUGCUAAAUACAGACCUACUGGUCGAGGAUUUGUUGUGUUCCAUGCAAAAUUUGCCGAUAAUUAUAGGCUAUAUUCCCGAAGUCACUUUGUGAAGGGGUUGGAGCUGCUGUUGUUGUUGAUUGUGUAUGAAGUUUAUGGGAAGGCAUAUCGUAGUUUGAACAUAUAUUGGUUUGUCACUUAUUCCAUAUGGUUCUUGGUUGCCUCAUGGUUGUUUGCUCCUUUUAUAUUUAAUCCCUCUGGAUUUGAGUGGCAGAAGACAGUGGAUGACUGGACAGACUGGAAAAGGUGGAUGGGCAAUCGUGGUGGUAUUGGUAUACCACAAGAUAGAAGUUGGGAAUCCUGGUGGGAAUCUGAACUGGAACACUUAAAACACACAGACAUCCGGGGUCGAGUGCUUGAGAUAAUCCUGGCAUGUCGUUUCUUUAUCUACCAAUAUGGCAUUGUUUAUCACCUUAACAUAGCCCAAGAUAGCAAGAGUAUUCUGGUGUAUGGACUUUCAUGGCUGGUCAUGGCUACUGUUCUGUUGGUUCUUAAGAUGGUAUCAAUGGGGAGACGGAAAUUUGGCACCGACUUUCAGCUCAUGUUCAGAAUCCUCAAAUUGCUUCUCUUCUUUAGCUUCUUGUCUGUCAUGACCGUCUUAUUUGUAGUCUGUGGCCUCACAAUUGGAGAUUUGUUUGCUAGCAUUCUUUGCUUCAUGCCCACAGGAUGGGCGAUACUUCUUAUUGGCCAAGCUUGCAGAUCCAUGAUGAAGGGUAUAGGAUUCUGGGACUCCAUGAUGGAGCUAGCAAGAGGAUAUGAGUAUGUGAUGGGAAUCUUAAUUUUCAUGCCCAUUGUCAUUUUGUCAUGGUUCCCAUUUGUUACAGAGUUCCAGGCACGCUUGCUCUUCAACCAAGCAUUCAGUAGAGGUCUACAGAUCUCAAUGAUUCUUGCAGGUAGGAAGGAUAAGGCACCGUCAUCAUCUCCUAGUUGAGAAUUCAAAUCUUGCAUGGGACUUUGGUCUGUCAUCUUAGGGUAGUUCCUGUUUUUUGGAGGUGCAGUAUCACAGCUUAGUGUAGUUCCUUACCGCAGAACAACACAAAAUUGUUGUAGCCCCUUGAUACAUACAGCGUUUCUGUGUAUCUCUCAGCCUUCAGUGUUUUGAUAUUUUUUGAUUCACAAUAUGGCUGUAAAUGUUACUAUAGACAUGAUAGUGAACUGGUAAAUCAAUGGAUGCCAAAAUAUAAUUUUUGGAAUUUUUUUUUUA
Messenger RNA from Macadamia integrifolia, 5839 nucleotides. RefSeq names its product callose synthase 7-like. Lineage: Eukaryota; Viridiplantae; Streptophyta; Magnoliopsida; Proteales; Proteaceae. Gene Ontology annotation, biological process: (1->3)-beta-D-glucan biosynthetic process. The record is from RefSeq and is a predicted model, not a curated record. Gene Ontology annotation, molecular function: 1,3-beta-D-glucan synthase activity. The coding region runs from base 53 to 5566 and encodes 1837 amino acids. The transcript is spliced from 41 exons. Gene Ontology annotation, cellular component: 1,3-beta-D-glucan synthase complex; plasma membrane.